Messenger RNA from Prunus armeniaca (apricot), 282 nucleotides. The record is from the annotation of a GenBank genome assembly. NCBI's taxonomy places the organism in Eukaryota, Viridiplantae, Streptophyta, Magnoliopsida, Rosales, Rosaceae.
AUGUGGCGGGUGGUGCCUUGCAUGAGCAGAAAGAAUUUCCGGACUGACUCCUGGAAAGACAUAGAGGAAAUACUCAAGAGUAAGCUAGCAACUAUCAAGGAGGAGCCAGAGACAUGUGAGGAAAGCCUUACACCGCCACCAAGACUAUGGCGCUUGGCGAAGAAGGGACAGAAGAUGGGAUCAAAGGACAUUACAAGGCACUUUCUCAUGCCAAACUUCAGCCUCAAAGACUCUUAUUUGCUAUUCAUGACUGGCUUUGCAUCUAAAAGGACGCUUUGGUAG